Molecule: messenger RNA, 1597 nt
Organism: Musa acuminata AAA Group (dessert banana)
Lineage: Eukaryota; Viridiplantae; Streptophyta; Magnoliopsida; Zingiberales; Musaceae
Exons: 1
Coding region: 116-1366 (416 amino acids)
Source: RefSeq, a predicted model, not a curated record
GCAAUCCUCCUCUCUUCGGAAUGAGAGAGGCGGCCACCUUCUCCUGGCCGACCAUCUAAUCAGAGCCAGAACAACGAGUUAGAAGCCCUUCGUUUCCUUCGUCUUCGCUCGAGCCAUGGUCGACGUCGAUCGCCACAUGGGGGGCCUCACGCCUGCCCACGCCGCCGGCCUCCGCCGCCUCUCCGCCCGCGCCUCUGCAGCCCCCACAUCUUCCACCGCAGCCGUUUCCCACCAUGGCGGCCUCCUCUCCUUCCGCCCCCUCGCGGAGUCCGUCCUCGCACGUCUCCGCGCCGCCUCCGUACCCAUCCGCCCUGGCCUCUCCGAUGCCGAGGUCUCGCGCCUCGAGGCCGACCUCGCCGUCUCCGUCCCUCCGGACCUCCGCGCCAUCCUCGUCCUCGGGCUACCCUCCGCCCCCGGCUUCCCCGACUGGCGCCCCUCAUCCUCCUGCACCGACCUCCUACUCCGCGCUUCCCUCGACGUCCCCCUCGCCGCUGCUUCCCUCCAGGUCGCCCGCGGCGCCCUCUGGCCCCGCUCAUGGGGUCCCCGCCCUUCCGACCCCGACCGCGCCCUAGGCGUCGCCCGCGCCGCCCUCCGCCGCUCCCCCUUCCUCAUCCCCGUCUUCGAUCGCUGCUACAUCCCUUCCCGCCCCUGCCUCGCUGGCAACCCCAUUUUCUACGUCGACGAGCACCGCGUUUUCUGCUGUGGCUUCGAUCUCGCCGAUUUCUUCCAGCGCGAGCCCACCUUCCCUCCGGCUUCCCGACGUGAUCCCCACCCGAUCAGCUCUUCCGACGCUCCGCUCCCGCCUCCCCCACCGCCCCCCGCCCGGCGGAGCCUGGACGCCGUCGCAGGGAGGACACCCCGGUGGAUCGAGUUCUGGAGCGACGCUGCCUCCGAUCGCCGCCGCCGGAACUCGUCCUCAUCGGCGUCCUCGUCCUCCUCCGGCUCGGCGUCACCGCGGCUGUCGGACCCGCAGCGGUCCGUGGAUAUCCGUUCUCAAAGGCGUCUGCCGGGCUGGGUCGACUGCUACCUCGACCAGAUCGGGUCGGUCCUCCGAUCGUCCGGCUGGGGCGAGUCGGACGUCAUCGAGAUCGUCGGCGUGCCACCAUCGAGGUUCUUCGACGGCGAUGUCGAAGCGUCGACCGCGGCCGCGAUCGACUCCGAAGCGGCGCUUGACGCACUGCUGGUGAAUGCGGACCGCUGCUCCCAGUCGCUCCGGCGAGCAGGGUGGAGCCCCGACGAGGUCUCCGACGCGCUGGGUUUCGACUUUCUGCGGCGAGAGGGGAGGCGGGAGAGACCUCCGAUGGAGUUACCCCCCGAGAUCGCCGCCAAGGUCGAGAAGCUCGCCGAGGCGGUGGCCACAUCCUGACGGGCGGUGUCCAGAUCCCCCACCUGGCUUCUUCUUUGUUAUUAUUUUAAGCACCUUCGUAACGGUCGACUAUGUAUCGUACGGGAAGCCGUAUGAAAAGGGGGAGGAUGACGUGUACAGAACAACAACAACAACUACAACAUGGAAGUUAUCAGAUGGACAAUAUCCAUGAAUCAUGAAACCGAUCAAAUAAUAUUAUGAACUCAUGGGAGGUCUCUCUCUCCAUUUGGA